Mycosarcoma maydis (corn smut) is the source of this 324-nucleotide messenger RNA. RefSeq lists its product as uncharacterized. The coding region runs from base 1 to 324 and encodes 107 amino acids. NCBI's taxonomy places the organism in Eukaryota, Fungi, Basidiomycota, Ustilaginomycetes, Ustilaginales. The record is from RefSeq and is a predicted model, not a curated record. The transcript has a single exon.
AUGGCUCUGGUCGAUUUCUACCCAAGCAUGCAACCCUCUGCAGCGGAGGUUCAAAAUGGAAAAUUUUUCACACUGCCCAUCCGCCCUACCAAAAUAACUCAAAUCUUGAGCGUCCUCACACAUUUUAUUAGUGUAGGUAGAAAGAUGGUCAACGAUCAGGCGCAGCUCUUCGCCGAUCAUGCGAUGCGGCGCGGCGCGCAAGUGGAUUAUCCAGCUUUCUUUGCGCGAAACGAGACAGGUGGCGCACUGCUGGCACACAAUGACGCCAUGAUCAGCGUCGUAGCCAAACUGAUGGAGCGACAUUGUGCAAGGUCGCUCCACUAG